Epinephelus fuscoguttatus (brown-marbled grouper) is the source of this 2464-nucleotide messenger RNA. RefSeq names its product v-ral simian leukemia viral oncogene homolog Ba (ras related) (gene ralba). Gene Ontology annotation, cellular component: plasma membrane. Bases 243 to 866 code for a protein of 207 amino acids. The transcript has 5 exons. Gene Ontology annotation, molecular function: GTPase activity; GDP binding; GTP binding. The record is from RefSeq and is a predicted model, not a curated record. Lineage: Eukaryota; Metazoa; Chordata; Actinopteri; Perciformes; Serranidae. Gene Ontology annotation, biological process: Ras protein signal transduction.
UACAUCCUGUCAUCUGGAGUUUUCACAUCCGGAAGGUGGGGCUUUUGUUGCAGGAGCGGUUUGCUUUUGGAGAACCAAUGUCCCGAAAUGCACCAUUAAUGCAGUCAUCAAGAUAACAUCAACCGACGGCAGAAAUACAAAUCCUGCUUUGGUUGUGUCAGAAAGUGUCAGAGUGCAGAGGAAGUGUAUGUGUGAGUGUGUGUGCAUGUGUGCGUGAAAGAGACACAAAGAAGAAUACAGUGAUGGCUACCAGUAAAAGUAAAAACCAGAGCUCUCUGGCACUGCACAAGGUGAUAAUGGUGGGCAGUGGAGGCGUGGGGAAGUCGGCUCUCACUCUGCAGUUUAUGUAUGACGAGUUUGUGGAGGACUACGAGCCCACCAAGGCAGACAGCUACAGGAAGAAGGUGGUUCUGGAUGGGGAGGAGGUCCAGAUCGACAUUCUGGAUACAGCCGGCCAGGAGGACUACGCUGCCAUCAGGGACAACUAUUUUCGCAGCGGGGAGGGCUUCCUGCUGGUCUUCUCCAUCACAGAGCAUGAGUCCUUCACUGCUACUGUGGAGUUCAGGGAGCAGAUCUUGCGGGUGAAGGCGGAAGAGGACAAGAUCCCUCUCCUGCUGGUAGGGAACAAGUCGGACCUGGAGGAGCGCAGGCAGGUAUCUGUGGACGAGGCCCGGGGGAAAGCCGAGGAGUGGGGCGUCCAGUACGUCGAAACAUCAGCCAAAACCAGAGCCAACGUUGACAAGGUGUUUUUUGACCUGAUGCGUGAAGUUCGAGGCAAGAAAAUGUCCGAAAACAAAGAUAAAAACGGAAAAGGAAAGAACAAGAAGAACAAGAAGAGCUUCAGAGAAAGAUGCUGUUUACUUUGAACACUUCAUGGACCUUGACAACCCACAGUACAGCUGUUAAGUUGGGGGAACAAAGCAGAGCGUCCUUGCCAUUGUCAUUCAAACGAAAUUUGAUCUUUUUUAAUAGCUGGUUUUAGUUUAGUGAUUAGAACAAUCUCAAGCUCUUUUUUUUUGUUUUUGAUUAAUAAAAUCUGAGUUGCUGUUUCAUUGGAAGAUAACCACUGUUGUGAUUGUGACUCGGACUGCAGUUCCUGAUGGCUCACAGUAAGCCAAUGACCAAACUGCCAUUGACACUAACUCUGCUGCUCAAGACAUUCUCCACUGUUAAACUCAGCGAUUAUACUGCCUUUGACUUAGGUUCAGUGUGUUUUACACCAGAAUUGUUGAGUCUUUGUCAAGUAAACAGUGCUCUUAAUUUCUUUACCUGCUCUUAAUCUUAACCUUUAUAAUCCUUACUCUAUGUUAGUAUAGACCCCUUGAGUCUAUGUUCAUCAAUUUACCAGGAACUCUAAUGCUGCUGUCUGUCUUAUUUGUGAUCAGUUAUGAUGACACUUAAUGUUGUGUCUAUUGAAGAUGUUGGCCUCAUUCAUUCAUCUGUCCAGACUCUGAUCUUUACGACUUCAGAGCACAUUUGGAAUGGCUGGAAUUUCUUUUUAAAAAUAUUCUCAUUUUUGAGCCCUUGAGGCUGCUGGUUUUUCUUUUAGUUCUUCCAAGGAUUUGUGAUUUUCCGACCACAGAAGAAUCAGUGCAAUCAGAGGACGUGUUGCCAAACAGGGUAAUUUCAUUCCACUGCUAUCAGGCCUUACUUGAUUACUGCAAAUCAAUCAAAGGAUGCUUUGCAGGUUUUUUUUAGGACUACUGCAAGAUAAAAUGUUUGGUGACUAUAUAUCACAGAAAAACCCAAAUUUAUGGUGAGGAUUUGUAUCACUCAGCUCUCAGAGCUUCAUGUAGAUAUUUUAGCAUUUGUUAAAUAUUCUAAGGCUGUGAAGAGAAGGUUGUAAUGUGAUUACUUGUAUUUUUUAGUUAUGUUCAUAUAAUCUGGCCCUUCCUACCUUCCUCACAGUGCAGAAUACUUCCUGUUUUACGUGAUUGUUGAAAAUUGGAGUUUGUACUGUGAGACAGGGGUUGACAAUCCAGGAGGCCAUCAUGCUUCUGGUCCACAAUGUCAUAAUAAUCAAUAAUGUCUUAUUUCUCUUAAAAAUUUUGAUGUUCUUUUCAUUCUUUGGUCUUCUUAAUAACAUGCACUACAUUGCCAAUACCUAAGAGGUGGACUUCAUGCUGAAUGGAGUCCCACUGGAGACUUUUAAACAGUUUCUGCCAACAAAAUCACAGAAAAAUCAGACUAUGUUUGUGGAUGUACAGUAUGUAUGUUAAUUAACUGGGUGAGUGUGCAGAAAAUUGUACUACCUACUUUUAUGUGUCUGUGUGAGUGGACCUUUGAAGAGGGCGCCAACUUCUUAACUUGUUUAAUCAAGUGCUUCAGUGAACAACAUGUUUCUACCACUGCCUAAACCUUUCUUUGUAACAUGUCCUCCCUUCUUUUACUUCCUACUGCUGUGAGUGUGCUUUUGUCUCUGCAGCGAGAGUGUUGCCGAAUAAAUCCUUUUUUUUCUUUGUAA